ACAAAGUGAAUUGAUGACUUUAAAGUUGAGAGAACGACAAAGUUUAGCUGCAGAACAUCUGCUUGUGCACAUCAGUCUGUUCUUUUGCCAAAAGUAUCUGUUGACUUACUAAAAACUACAGAAUAUAAUAUGAAUUUAUUUUUCUAUGAUCUGCAAAAUAUCCUAGGUUAUUCAGCUCAAUCAGCAUUUAACUUAGUGGCAAAAUUCUACAACCACAGGCAGUGGCCAUCGUUUUGUAAUGCUGAAGACAGGGAAACAAAAGUAAAUGUUUACUUUUCUUGUGUAACCACGGUUGACGCAAAAGUUUUUACAGCUUUUUGGAGGGAUUUUUUUGAAUGUCAUAUAACUGUGCAUUUCUGAUUCAAGAUGCUUCCUAAUUUCUGACGAGAGUGGAACAAUUCAUGCCAAUAGUGAGGAAGGAAGCUAAACCCAUUGAACACACAAACAUAACAAAGUCUGGGAUCACUCAUGAAACAGGGAGACCAGUGAAAGAGACUUUGGGCCGCUUAACAAUCGACUCUCUGCAACGUCAGCAGUCUCACUUCAUGCAACUGUAUCAUCUUGAUAGUUUUCUCGAAGACAGACCUGUUUUUCCGCUCUGUCAUCGCGACGGCACCCGAGAGGAGCCAGUUUCCGGGAGGAACCUUACAUGUUGACACCUGGUUGCGGUUCACAGGUGAGAGUGGAGGCUUGUCUGUGCGGAAGACUUCGACAGAGUGAAGAAAAUAGCGGAGUUAAGUUGUUUUUUUCGACGAAAGGAGCACUCUUUAAACUCGUUUUAUUUUUAUAAUCAAAGUUUUAAAAGGAAUUACUGUGUGUAACAAGCCAAGAGAGGACACUCGACAUGAGGGGGUUCGUUUCGGCGCUGUUGUUCUUUUCCGCCGCAACAGGUGUAAGCAGCUUUACGGUCAAUACUAACACUCCAAAUUUGCGCAUUAAAGAGAAUGCCGGGGUGGACAUGUCGUGCUCAUAUUCAGCAGACUUUGGUUCAGAUGCCAGACUUGAAUGGAAAUUUAAGGACAAGAAACACUCACAGAUAUUAGUGGUGUUUGAUGGACAAUUGACGGAGGCAUAUAAGAGCCGUGCAACAUUGUAUGGUGGCAGUAAUUUGAGAUUCACCAAAGUGACUCGGGAGGAUACCGGGGAGUACACCUGUGAGGUGUCUAGCUCCAAAAGCCAAUUUGCAGAAGCUACAGUGCAGCUCACUGUUCUGGUGCCCCCAUCUGUACCCUUGUGUAAGAUCCCUCACUCAGUGACAACGGGAAAGUCAACCAUGCUCACCUGCUUUGAUGGCGAUGCUUCCCCCCCUCCCGUCUACAAAUGGUACAAGGAUGGCACCCUGCUGCCGGAUGACCCAAGCAAGAUGCCUCAGUUCAAGAAUGCCACCUAUAAGCUUGAUCCAAAAACAGGAAAUCUGGAAUUUAAGUCUGCUAAUACGAUGGACACUGGGGAGUACUACUGUGAGGCUGUCAACGACGCUGGCCCGUCACAGCGCUGCAAAGCUGUGAGAAUGGAAAUUCGUAAUGUAAACACUGGAGGAAUUGUGGCUGGGGUAAUAAUAGCUCUCCUGCUUGUGGCACUACUGAUAUUUGGUGUUUGGUACGCCAAGAAGAAAGGAUAUUUGCCCCGUAACAAACCGAGGUCCACUGCAGUCUACCAGCCUCCUUCAUCCUAUGCUGGUGACGAGGAAGACGAUGGGGAUUUCAAACAGAAGUCAUCCUUUGUGGUGUAAGCGCCAUGCGACAAAAACAGCUUUUUUGGUGUGUCCGAACUUUUUUUUUCUGUGUGCAGUUUUGUUUGAUGCAUCUGUCUCCAGAUCCAGAUAUGAUUGCUACCGUCCUGUGUCCAAUCAGAUCGAUUUGUCUGCUAUAAUUUUCUUCUUUAAAAAAAAAAGUAAACAUGGGUCUCACAUGAAAGAACACAUUCUGCUUGGGUAGAACUCAUCUAGCCAUGCAAAAACUCUGUUCUUUUAUGAGUAAUUAUCAGCUGUAAAUAAAGUUACUGACCCUUUUCUUUAAAUUCUGCUUGUUAAACUGUUUCAGUUGGCCUUGGUGGCUUAGCUGAAACUUCAAUGGAGCCACAACAUCUUGGUUCAUUGUCAGGAGACUUUGUGUUUUUUUUCUGUAUUGUUUGUUUUUGUAGAACUGUGUAAAACAACAUUUUUUAAAUUCAAAUUCAUGGAGAUAAUGUUGUUUGUAAAUAAGUGAGUUUUUCCUGUUUGGAAUUUGAUAAGUUCAUUUUUUUGCACGUGAUAUUGGAUAUUCAGGAAAAAAAUUCAUCUUAGACAUUCAUUUAAGCUGAAUCUUCUUUUUGAUUUCCAUAUCACCUAGUAUCAAAAGGACAUUUGAUCAGGUAAUGUCUGUGCAAAAAACUUCCAGAUGAGUUAUAUGGGAUAGCUUUUACCUCUCUCAUGUAAUUGUAUUUUAUUCAUCCACAUAAUGUAGAAAUUAUCAGAUUCUCUAAGUGGGAUAAUGUGAUUUUUACUUGAUCUUUUUCAAGAAACUUUUAGAGUCAAGGAGUCUAACUGCUAUAGUUUUAAUAAAGUGUUUUUUAAAUUGAUUUUUGUCUCAGUGAUGUUUGGACAUUUAGCAGUUUGAUUUUUUUAUAAAGGGUUGUGCAGUGCAAUUUCCGCUGUUCAGAUGGGCAAAGUGUGAGUGAAACCAACUUAGCUAGUGCAGUUAGCUUGUGCACAGAAUGUCAGAAAAUGAAGUUUAUUGCUGAA
This is a messenger RNA of Menidia menidia (Atlantic silverside), 2722 nucleotides long. Lineage: Eukaryota; Metazoa; Chordata; Actinopteri; Atheriniformes; Atherinopsidae. The record is from the annotation of a GenBank genome assembly.